Molecule: messenger RNA, 1894 nt
Organism: Panonychus citri (citrus red mite)
Lineage: Eukaryota; Metazoa; Arthropoda; Arachnida; Trombidiformes; Tetranychidae
Product: transcriptional repressor p66 alpha-like
Exons: 2
Coding region: 153-1754 (533 amino acids)
Biological process (GO): negative regulation of transcription by RNA polymerase II
Cellular component (GO): NuRD complex
Source: RefSeq, a predicted model, not a curated record
AUUGGUGAUUUGUAAAUUAAUCUAAUUUGUUUUUAAUUCUAUAUUUUAAUUGUGCUUGAGUUUAUUUGUAAUCAGUGAUUAUUAAAUUAUAUUAUCUUUGUGAGACGAUCAAAAGUGAACAAAAAACUUAAGGUCACCUUUAAAAAUAAAAGAUGGAGAAGAAUAGUGAACUUGACCGGCGAAUUCGUAAAUUAUUAACUCUACUGAGAAAUGAGGAGAACAAGUUGACCCUUAUGAAGAAAAUUUGGCAAAGUCAAUUAGUGAAGAAAAAUAUAUCUCAGUCAUCAGUAUCUGGUUCAGCUCAUCAGCAACAGCAACAACAAUCACAAUCACAAUCACAACAACAACAACAACAACAACUUCAUCACCAUCAGCAACAACAUCAACAACAACAACAUCAUCAACAUCAUCAACAGUCAACUCAUUCUCAUCAUUUAACAUCAACUCCACCAGCACAUAGCCAUCAUCCAACACCGACUCCUCCAGCUCAUAGCCUUCAUCAUCAGACACCACCAUCUUCAGCACACAGCCACCAUCAUCCAACACCACCAGCACACACCCAUCAUCAACCCACUAUAAUUGCUGCACAUCAACAACAAACUCAUGUACCACCACCAAUGAUUUUAAAUCCACCGAUUACCAAUAAUCGAUCAUAUGGAGCUGCACCACCGCCACCUCCACCACCUCACGGCCUAUCUUCCCAUCUACCAGGUAUUCAUGGAAAUCAUGGAAAUCAUGGUAAUCAUGGUAAUCAUGGAAAUCAUGGAAAUCAUCACCAUCAACACCAACAUCAACACUCGCAUCAACAUCAACAUCAACCAAUCGGAUAUAAGCCUGUUGUUAAUCGUGAAAUAAAUAACCAAACAGUAGCUCAAAGAAUUGCAGCUGCUAAAUCUGCUCUAAAGAAGCAAUUAGAGAAAACUCUUCUUCAAAUUGUUCCACCCAAACCACCUCCACCCGAGAUGCAUUUCAUCCCCAAUGCAAAUAACAAUGAAUUUAUAUAUUAUUAUGGUCUUGAAACGGUUGUCGACUUUUUAACUGGAACAGAUCAAAAUAAAUCACCACCGGAACCCUUUGAAUGUGUCCAGUGUGGCUCUGAUUAUACUCCACUUUGGAAAUGGCCUGGAGGUAUUGAUCCAAACAGAGGAAAACCAGCCGUUAUUUGUGAAUCUUGUGUUUCAAAUAAUAUGAAGAAAAAAUUUAGAGAUGAUCAUACCAAACGCUUGAAAUCAGCCUUUGUUAAAGCUCUACAACAAGAGCAAGAAAUUGAACAAAAAAUAUCCUCCGGAGAGCCAAGUCCACCAAUUCCAGCUCUCACACCACCAACAAAUCCAAUCAACAACAAUUCUCAAGCUGCUUCAGUAGCCGCUGCCGCUGCUGCCGCCGCUGCUGGUCUAUCAAAUUCUCUUGGUAAUUCUGUACACGGGUUUGGCAAUUCACCGGUUUUACCACAGGCACCUCCAGCUCAUAGUUCUUUCUUGCGUCAUGGAUCCGCUGCCAAUGCAGCCGCAGCUUCAGCUAAUGCCUCCGCUGCCGCCGCGUUCGCGGCAUCUUCAGCCUUGUUCAAUUUAUCUAAAUUCACACCAGCCCAGCAAUCGCUUCUCCAAGCACAGAUACAACAAUUGGCUCAAAGUUUACCACACAGUCUCAACCCUCAAGGUUUAUCUCAACCUCAACCUGCACAUAUGCUACCCUUUGCUCCCUUACUUUUACAAUAUGGAGCAUUGAUGAACAAUCGACAGUCAAUGAAUUGAUUUUACAAACAAAUUUAAAUGUGUAAUUUGGGCUCGUUCUUUUGAAAGAAAAACAAAACAAACAAACAAAACUUUAAAAAGAAAUCAGUGUAAUUUCUCAAUUGAAUAAAUAUAAUACAUGCAUCACAAUAGGAAAAAAA